AUGGGGAAGACAGCAUAUGAUGCCUGGAGAUACUCUUACGCUUCAGUUCUAGCAUUUGGGACUCUCGGCAAUAUUCUUGUAAUCAUUUCCAUACUAAGACAAAAGAGAGUAUUGAAGAACAACUACUACUUUCUUGUUCUACAUCUUGCCAUAUCUGAUCUGGGAGCACUAAUCAUUUUCCUUUGUGAUGUCAAAAAAGGAAUUGUUAAAGUUUCCACCUGGUAUUGUGGUUUCUCUGCUACAUCUUAUCUCUUUGAAGUCGCAGGAAUAGGUAUGAUGUUGGUCAUUUCAGUCCUUCGUUAUCGCGCUACUGUACAUCCCUUAAAACCUGCCAUCAGUCGACGCAAAUUGAAAGUCGUGUGUGGUUUGGUGUACCUUUGUGGCUUGAUUGCAGGUUAUGGAGCAUAUGUGCCGGAAUGCUUUUUGCUGAACGACCCCUAUUGGAAAUUUCGUAAUGCAUGCUCAAUAUUCUUCUUUAACGUCCCAACAAUAUUUAUGGCUGUAGCUUAUUAUAAAAUAAGUCGCGCACUGAUCAAACAAAACAGAUACAUGAAAAGCAUAUAUUCAAAUCCAGUGACACGAAGUGCGCCUGGCUCUUCCUUCAAUAUCCUGAGAUUUGUACAAAAUCGACGAACUUUCCUUGUUUGUCUCAUUACCAUUCUAUGUUUUGGAGUUGGAAAUAUUCCUAUGUCUGUGAAUUUGCUUUUUAUCCUCGCUGAAGAACAUCAUCAAGAUAUGAAAAAAUUUUGGAUUUACUAUUUGGCAUCUGUUCUGAGAGUUGCUGGUACGCAUUCAGUAAAUCCUCUCAUAUAUGGAGUAUUGGACAAAAAAUUGCUCACCUUUUGGAAACUUUGUCGCAAGAAGAAACCGAGAACACAGGAAAAUUAG
Molecule: messenger RNA, 888 nt
Organism: Paramuricea clavata
Lineage: Eukaryota; Metazoa; Cnidaria; Anthozoa; Malacalcyonacea; Plexauridae
Source: the annotation of a GenBank genome assembly